Molecule: messenger RNA, 2304 nt
Organism: Medioppia subpectinata
Lineage: Eukaryota; Metazoa; Arthropoda; Arachnida; Sarcoptiformes; Oppiidae
Source: the annotation of a GenBank genome assembly
AGCAAACUCGAAGAGUCGCUGCAAAACCAAUGCGUUAUUUGCGAUCCAAAAGGUAUUACAAGUGCUAAAUAUGCUGUAUAUAUAAAAGUGAGAAAUAUUUAACGUAUAACUUCUAUACAACUGAAUAACUGCUAUACAUGUAUAUUCUGGCAUUGCAUUGGUGUCAACAACUAGUGUGAUGUCAUAUACGCCCUGUGAGUGAAACUCAGCCCAGACUUCGACAUUACAGACACAUAUCCAGCCAUCAUAUGAAUUAGUUGAUCCCAAACACAGACACACAUAUCCGACAAUCCAAAUGGCGUACAGUCUUCGCCGCAGACAUAUCUAAUUGCUAACUCAUGAAUGGCUAAUACCAUGGCCUCCAUCGGCGGUGCAAUGGAUGGUCAGUCAUCGACGCCAGGGCUCACAGUCAUUGAACUGAUGGGCAAUAAAAAUGCAAACGAAUCCAUUUUACCGCCGAUGAUCACCUCUAACUACUACGAUGAGAGCGGUUCCUGGAUGUUCUCCAGUCGUGAUAUACCUAUACUGAUCGGUGCGGCCGCAGGUGCAAUCGGUUUGAUACUAAUAUUUCUGGCGGCGGCUCUCAUAUGGCAUUGCUGUCAGUUCGCACUCCAACGAGAAAAGAGUAGUUAUAGUAAGUAUUGCAUCCAUCCAUCCAUUGUCUUCUUAAGGGAUGAGUCCAACGGUUAUAUAAACACUAAUCUAAUGACAGGUUUGGAGAGCGACAGUGAGAAGAAUAGCGUGACAUCACCGCGCGGAUCAAAUAACCACUUUUACAUUAAUAAUCCAAUCGACUCGACACUAAUGAGCGACGAGAAGUGUGUCCCUCGCGACACAUCCGACCAGAACCUUAAGAGAUCGCUAUCGGCGCCCAUUCAUAGGGAUAACUGUGCGCUAAAGAGUAAUACUCAAACGUCAGUCACUAAAUCAGCUCACGAGAGGCCAUCUCAUGGACGGCAGUUGAACGCAUCGGCGGUCGAUAUUGAAGACACGAUUGAUGACAACGCGGACUCUGUCUCCAUAGGCGUCGAAUUGGAUAACAAAAAUGAGAUCAAUUCUCAAAGAAGUCAUAUGUAUGCGACAAAUCAUCAUCAUUUAAGCGGUGAUAUGAGUGCAUUAAAGUCAAAGAGUCUGCCUUGGAGUCAGUCCAACAAACGUAGAACUGUUACCAUCGACGACGAAAACGACGAAUUGGCGGCUAAGAUAAAUUUCAGUAAAAAGCGUAAGAAUCGGAUGCGAAACGAUAGCGCGGCUGCCAUUGCCAUGAAUAGAAGUGGCGGAACCGAUACCAAGGCUAAGACACUGUAUUCGCAUAAAGACACGGACACUCUUGUGGACAAUGAAGCCAUAGUUGUUUAUGACGAGAGGACUGCCUUAUAGGAGUGAAAACCACUGCUAAAUCUCAUUCCCCACUAAUUUAUUAGUCGUAAAUAUAAAACUUACAAAACAAUUAUAUUUUUAUUUUUUAAUUUAAUUAUUUUAUAGAAUGAAAAAAAUAACAUAAUUUUUAUUAUAUUACAAACAAAGAGAAGAGAUAUAAUAUAAAUUUAUAUAUCAUAUAUAAAUGCAUAUAUAAUUUGUUAUAAUUGUAGUGAAAAGUAACUAAUUUUUAUCAAUGUUUUACCACAGAAUUCAUAGAAAAUUCAUUUGUUUUGUGUCGAGAAUAGGUUUAUAUAAUAUACACCUUUAUAUGUUAGUGAAUGUAUGUAUCGAUGUGUAGCGCACCUGACAAACAGAUGAUCAGUACUAUUGAGAGUUGAUUGUAAUCAACCAAAAAACAAGCAAUCAUUUAAUUAUGAACGAAGGUUUCAACUCAUUUUAUUUUACUCGCAAUUACUUUUAACUAACGAUUCAUGUGUUUUGAUAUACAGUAUAAUUCUGAGAAUUGAUUUCGUUUACACCUUUUGACAUAUAAUUAUUAUACAAAACUAUAUACAAACUAAUACUAAUCUACGAAACAAACCCCUUCUCUCAGUCGGCAAAAACAAUCAAAUCAUUUAUUAUAUGACCAAAUAUUCUGAUAUUUCUCUCAAUUAUUCAUACAAAUUGAGAGAUAAAUUCUGUGCCCUUUUUGUGCAAUUUCUAAUUCAAUGAUAUUAUAAUAUAUGACACUAUGAUCUGUAAACUGUUUAUCAAAUACCAGAAUAUAUAGAGUAAAUCUGAAUUUCAAGAAUUAUUCACAAGAGUUUUUCACUAUUUCUGAUUGUAAUCACAAAAUGUAUUACAAAAAGCAAACAAACAAUUCUAACUAUACUAACAAUUCUAACAAUUUAUUAAUUGUGCUCUCAUUCUAAACACAAAGAC